Molecule: messenger RNA, 1474 nt
Organism: Ailuropoda melanoleuca (giant panda)
Lineage: Eukaryota; Metazoa; Chordata; Mammalia; Carnivora; Ursidae
Gene: MTFMT
Product: mitochondrial methionyl-tRNA formyltransferase
Exons: 9
Coding region: 50-1231 (393 amino acids)
Biological process (GO): biosynthetic process; conversion of methionyl-tRNA to N-formyl-methionyl-tRNA
Cellular component (GO): mitochondrion
Molecular function (GO): methionyl-tRNA formyltransferase activity
Source: RefSeq, a predicted model, not a curated record
CCCCUUCUACUCUGACGCGCCUGCGCAGGAUAGGCCGCCCCCGGAGGCGAUGAGGGUGCUGGUUCAGCGCUGCUGGGGGCCUAGGCCCGUGGGUGGCGGUCCGAGCGGUAGGCCGAUCCCCCAGUGGCGAGCGCUGGCCGGGCUCGGCGGGUUCCCUGGCGGGGAGGAUGGCCGGGCCGUCCGAGUCCGCGAGAAGCCGCCCUGGCGGGUGCUCUUCUUCGGCACCGACCAUUUCGCCCGCGAGACGCUGCGGGCGCUACACGCUGCCAGGGAAAACAAAGAGGAAGAGUUAAUCGAAAAGUUGGAGGUGGUCACAGUGCCCUCCCCAUCCCCAAAAGGACUACCGGUGAAGCAGUACGCUGUCCAGUCUCAGCUUCCAGUGUAUGAGUGGCCAGAUGUGGGAUCCGGAGAGUACGACGUUGGAGUGCUAGCUUCAUUUGGCCGACUUUUGAGUGAGGCUCUUAUUCUUAAAUUUCCCUAUGGCAUCUUGAAUGUCCAUCCCAGUUGCCUCCCGAGGUGGCGUGGUCCAGCCCCUAUAAUCCAUACCGUGCUUCACGGAGACACAGUUACUGGAGUGACGAUUAUGCAAAUUAGACCUAACAGGUUCGAUGUUGGCCCAAUCCUCAAACAGGAAACGAUUCCUGUGCCGCCUAAGAGCACCGCCAAGGAGCUGGAGGCAGUGCUGUCAAGACUGGGGGCCAACAUGCUUAUUUCGGUUUUGAAAAAUUUGCCUGAGAGUUUGAGCAAUGGAAGGCAGCAGCCAGCUGAGGGAGUGACACAUGCCCCUAAGAUUUCUGCUGGUACCAGCUGUAUAAAAUGGGAGGAACAAACUUCAGAGCAAAUAAUCAGACUUCAUCGUGCCAUUGGAACUAUAAUUCCGUUGCAGACUCUCUGGAUGGAUAAUACCAUUAAACUUCUGGAUUUGGUAGAAGUUAAUAGUUCAGUCCUCACUGAUCCAAAAUUAAGAGGACAACCUGUUUUUCCAGGAUCAGUAAUAUACCACAAACAGUCACAAAUACUGCUGGUGUGUUGCAAGGAUGGCUGGGUUGGUGUUCGAUCAGUGAUGCUCAAGAAAACACUAACAGCUACUGAUUUCUACAAUGGGUAUCUGCACCCCUGGUACCAGAACGAUUCCCAGGCUCAACCAAGCCAGUGCAGAUUUCAGACUCUCAGACUUCCAACAAAGAAGAAGCAGGGGAAAAAAAAUUGUUGCUAUGCAACAGUGCAUUAAGUAGUUAGGAAGUAGAUGGACAAGAACCUACUGCAUAUUUGUAAUUUAUUAAAAGCUUUAUUUACAAGGAAUUACCUUGACUAUCAAAGAAGAUGACACUGUUGGAGGGAAAGGAAAGAAGAUUAUUGUCAAAAAGAUGAAUUACCUCACUUCCCAUUUUUUGUUUAACAGUAGUUAAAAACCGCUUUUUCUAUUUGAAUAACAAAAAGAUCCCUAAAUAAAAUUUUUAUUUAUAAUGUGAAA